This is a messenger RNA of Labrus bergylta (ballan wrasse), 6776 nucleotides long. It is a transcript of the gene pappa2, whose product is annotated as pappalysin 2. NCBI's taxonomy places the organism in Eukaryota, Metazoa, Chordata, Actinopteri, Labriformes, Labridae. Gene Ontology annotation, biological process: proteolysis; cell surface receptor signaling pathway. The record is from RefSeq and is a predicted model, not a curated record. Gene Ontology annotation, molecular function: metalloendopeptidase activity.
AUGAUGUUGAUUAGACUACUGGCUGUUUUCCUCGUCCUCAUCACUAACACGUGGUUGCUCAGCUCGGUUCGCUCCGACGCACUCAGCCGCAGCAAACGCGCCAUGGCACGGCGGGCAGACCGGGAGCUCUCCAGGCUAACAGGUGAACCCUGCACCGUCUCCGGAGUCUGGAGGUCCCGGCGGCAACCCCGUUCACACUCCCCGUCCCAACACCGCCCUCCAGCGGCCCGUCCGAGGACGCACACGACCCGUAGAGUGCUGAACACUGUAAAUAGAGCGCCUGCGGAAUGUGGGCGAGGGUGCAGGUUUGACACCGCGGCGCACCGGGUCGCUCAGCCGGGACAGGAGCAAGGAGGCUUGGGCAACAGGGAGAAUGUAGUGGCAGGAGCAGGGGACAGAUACGAUCAGGUACACGGACGGGUAUUUGACACAAGCUCUAAAAAUGACAGGAAAGACCCAGGUUAUGUCACGCAACAGCCGGGGGUUUCUGUGCGUAAAGACGCCGGAGAGACCGACUCCUCCACAGGCAACGCACGCAGAUCAGACUCAAGGUUCACCCGCAGCCUCGACUCGACGUUUCCUUAUGAGGAGGAGGGCAAUUCGAGUUGGCAGAAAGUUUUCCCGGACAGCUCAACAGAUUCCCGGGGGCUCCAGGUCCUCUUCAAGCUGCAACAGGAAGCUGGAGACCUGCAGUCCUCCACGGGGACACCAGUGGACGGCACGGAGGACUACUCCGGGGAGGUGGAGGAGGAUGAUGAUCCGCCGGCGAGCUUGCCCGUCGGCAGCUCCUCGCCGUGGGGGAGCCCCGUGCCUCGCGUGCCGCCUUCUUGGAUGACAGCCCUGUACUUCAGCGGGCGCCGGGAGCAGCUGAAGGUGAAGCCGGCUGCGGGAGUGGAGCUGCCGAGGGCCAAGUUCAGCCUGGAGCUGUGGGUGAAGCCUGAAGGAGGGCAGAGCAACCCCGCGGUCAUAGCAGGUGUGUUUGACAACUGUUCCCAUUCACUGAGUGAGAAGGGCUGGUCGGUAGGCAUACGCACUUUGGAACCCGCUGGCGCCAAAGAUGCAAGGUUCUACUUUACACUUCGUACCGACCGAGCCACAAAAUCCACCACUGUCUACAGUCACCAGCGGUACCGAGCCAACUCCUGGACUCACCUGAUGGCCGUGUACAGCGGACGCAGCAUGACCCUGUAUGUUGAUGGAGCUAAGGUAGGGGAAAGCAGCAUCCAGUCGGGAAAUCUCUACAGUCCCUUCAUGAAGACGUGCAGAACCCUCUUUCUUGGCAGUAACCAAUCAGAUCAAGGACAGAGCUUCAGGGGCCACAUAGGAGGUUUGGUCUUGUGGGGCUACGCUCGCUCUCAUGAGGAGCUGCUGAAUCGGCCACUUCAAAUCGACAAGAGUGAACCGCUCCUGGCAAUGUGGGCUGACUUCAGCAAUGUGGAAGAACUAUGGACGCCAUACAAAGUUGGCCUCCAUCCAACCAUCAUCACCACUCCAGUGCCUGAACAAGAACUUGUCUCCCCGUUCCUGCCCUCACCCUGCGGCCUGACACCCUGCGACAACACUGACAUCAUCUUCGGCUACAACAACAACUGGCAGCUCCGUGCACACAAGCGAAUACGCUACCGGAUCGUCGACCUUUCCAAUAACAAUGGUGGAAACCCAACCGUGUCCCAAGGCCAGAUCCAACUUCAGCACCGGAUUCUAACUGAGGCCUUUCGCCCUUACAACAUCAGCCUGGAUCUGAGUGUCCACACCGUGAAGAACUCAAGCCUCCGACAGCGGUUUAUCCUCAGCAACUGUCGAAUUGGAAAGAUUGGGAACCGUCACUGUGACCCUGAGUGCGACCACCCGAGGACGGGCCAUGAUGGAGGGGACUGUCUUAGACUGGGACCUUGCUACAACUGGAAGAGACAGGAUGGAGUUUGUAACAUGGAGUGCAACAGUAUACACUACGACUAUGACGAUGGAGACUGCUGUGACCCAGAGGUCACCGACGUCCUCAAGACCUGCUUCGAUCCUGAAUCCCCUGACAGAGCCUACAUGAGUGUGAAGGAGCUGAAGGAGGAGCUUGAGCUGAGUGGCACGGACACACUCAAUGUUUUCUUUGCAAGCAACUCAGCGCGUGAGGAGCUGGCAGGAGCUGCAACCUGGCCGUGGGCAAAGGAAGCUCUUACCCACCAAGGCGGGAUGGUGCUGAACCCAUCCUACUUUGGUACCAUGGGCCACCACAACACCAUGAUCCAUGAGAUGGGCCACAUCUUGGGACUGUACCAUGUGUUCAAGGGGGUGAGCGAGCGAGACUCCUGUGAUGACCCAUGUCAGGAGACCACACCAUCUAUGGAGACAGGAGACCUGUGUGCCGACACUGCACCCACACCCAAAUCCAAAGCCUGCCACGAUCCCGGGGCCGUCAACGAUACCUGUGGAGUCACAACGUACCAGGACACACCUUACAGCAAUUACAUGAGUUACACAGAUGACAACUGCACCAACCAUUUUACUCCCAACCAAGUGGCCCGGAUGCACUGUUAUCUUGACUUGGUCUACCAGAAGUGGCUGAUGGACCGGACCCCUGCACCCAUCCCUCUGCCCCCCAUGGUCACAGACCAGAGUCUGGAUUCUGUCUCUGUUUAUUGGCUGACACCUUUACGAGGAACACUCCAUCAGAGCUCCUCCCUUCAUGGAUCUGCUAUCAGCUGUGGCGACUGUGAGAAGGACAGUGUUUUCCACCAGUACGCCCACGAAGCGACCUCACCUCGCAUCUGUGACACGUCAGGCUACUGGACCCCCGAGGAGGCCGUAGGUCCCCCAGAUGUGGAGCAGCCCUGUGAACCCAGUCUGCAGGCCUGGAGUCCCGAACUCAGCCUUUAUGACACCAACGUGACGUCACCAUGUCCUGACACUGAAGGCUGCACCCUCACUCUGAGUUUCCUCCACCCGGUCGUCCCACAAGCUCUCACCCUGUGGGUCACAUACAUCUCUUCAAAAAACCCAGCUAUAGCCAACAUCGAGCUGAUAACAGACGCGGGGAAAAGCAUCAACUUGGGUCCGCAGCACGUCUACUGCGACAUGCCGCUCACAUUGCUCCUCGACACCCACAGCUCUGCCAUCGGCGGCAUAAAGCUGUGCACCUUCGAUGAGAAGAUGGAGAUCGACGCUGCCAUGUUGUCGUCGGGCCCCAGCAGCGCUCUGUGCUCCGGCUGCCAACCUCCGCUGUACAGGGUUCAGCGGCUGCCACCUUUCACCGGCAAAUCCCCCCCACCUCAGACCCAGCAGACUUACACUGACAGCUCCGUAAAGCAGGGAGUCAAAUACCUGUACACGAUCCAGGUGGAAGCAGAUGGUCUCCUCAGUGAGCAGUCCCCAUCUCUCGUCUACACCCACGGGCAACCGUACUGUGGAGACGGCCUCAUACAGGGGUCAGAGCAGUGUGACGACAGAAAUCUUUUGGAUGGUGACGGCUGCUCCAAGAAAUGCAACAAGGAGACAGGCUUUAACUGUAAUGGUGAACCCAGUCAGUGUUAUGUGUUUGACGGUGACGGUGUGUGUGAGGAGUUUGAGCGGGGCUCCAGUGUGCGUGACUGUGGUUACUUCACACCUCUUGGCUACACAGACCAGUGGGCUUCCACUGCCACUGCUUCUCACCAGGACCCCAACCACUGUCCCGCCCACGCUGCCACCGGGGAGCCAUCACUCACCAAGCUCUGCAGGUAUCAGCACCUCGAGGUGAGUGACAACAAGCUCACCGAUGCCUGGUUCCCCUGCACAGCUCAGCCGGACACAAGCAACGACCUGGAACAUUCAAUCUGGCUGAAGGUGGGAUUCGUCCAUCCUGGAGUUGCCGCCUCUGUGAUCGUAUAUCUGGCUUCAGAUGGGUCAUGGUCUGGAGAGCAGUGUCGAAGAACAGCCACCAUGUUCCUGUCCGAUACCACCGGCAAGAACCACUCACUAGGCACACAUGACCUCUCCUGUCAACGGAACCCGUUGGUUGUGAAUGUGACCCACGACCUCUCUAAACCCUUCUACGUCACCACGUCCGUGUUCAUUCUGUUCUCCUCUCCCUCUGUGGCGGUGGGAGGCGUGGCCCUGAGGACCUCCUGCCACUUCAGCACCUUCGCCCUGACCGGCUGUUUGCGGCAGCCGUGUCAGAUGGACAACUGCAGCCCCCCCCAGUUAGACCACGCCUCUGUCAGGUGUACAGGAGGAGGAGAGGCCUCGGACUGCUCCGUUCAGUGUCACCGUGGCUUCAGUAUCACUGUCCUCAACGGCAGGGCAACCCCACCCCACCAGAGAGAAGCACGUCUGGAGUGUUACCACGGCUCAUGGGAUCGUGUGGUUAGCUGUCAGCCUGUAGACUGCGGCCUGCCUGAUCAGUCUCAUGUCUAUCACGCCAUAUUCAGUUGCCCCUGGGGAACCACCUUUGGCAAACAGUGCUCCUUCACCUGCGGAGCACCAGCCAUACUGCAGGGUGACAGCGACAGGUUGGUGUGUUUGGAGGACGGUCUGUGGUCUUUCCCGGAGGCUUACUGCAAGAUAGAGUGUCCCGAGGCUCCAAACGUACCCAACGCCAAGCUGCUAUCAGCAGACUGUCGGGCCUCAGGGCACGACGUGGGCUCUGUCUGCCGCUACAAAUGCAACCCGGGCUUCUACGUAACAGGGAGCAUCAAAAAGAAGACACUGAGAAAGUACUUUAAGUUGGAUUGCCUGGAGGGGGGGCAAUGGGAGGAGACGACCUGUGAGCCCAUAUCCUGCCCAGCCCUACCUGACAUGUUCCAGGGCAUGUACACCUGCACCAACGGCCUGUACUAUGACACCGCCUGCACCCUGCGGUGCCCCGAUACCACCGAUAAUAGUGAGAUUCGCUGCAGUAAGGAUGGUAAAUGGACUGCAGAGUUCCACAUGUGCUCCAGACUCAAGGGAUCCUGCUCUCCUCCUCCCGAUCUCAACUCUGUGGAGUACAGCUGUGACCAGGGGAUGGAUGUCGGUGCUGUUUGCUACCCAACAUGCAUUGUGGCUCUGGACAUGGAUCUGCGCGAUCCUGUAGUCCUGCCCAACGGCACGACAACUGACUCUUUAAAACACUGGAUGUUACCCACCAAAGUCGAGAGUAUAGUCUGCACGGGGAUGAUGAAGUGGUACCCUGACCCUCGACACAUCCACUGUAUUCAGUCAUGUGAGCCUUUUGGAGGGGACGGCUGGUGUGACACCAUCAACAACCGGGCUUACUGCCAGUAUGACGGAGGAGACUGCUGCCCGUCCACGCUCUCCACCAGAAAGGUCAUUCAGUUUGGGGCCGACUGCGACCAGGAUGAGUGCACUUGCCGUGAUCCGGACGCCGAGGAGAAUAAGAGCAAAGCCAAGACCUUGAAGGAGGGAGGAGGAGGAGGAGGAGGAGGAGGAGGAGGAAUGCAGUAAGAUGGAGGGAUGAAAGAGGCUGAACUUGUAUUAAACAAAGUCAAACCACAGACUGUACACCACAACAAACAAAUACAAAAAUAUUCAAUUUUUAACAUUUGUAAUGCAAAGAAUGCGAUUGAAGACAGACGUCUUUCAAUAAAAUGUCCUUCAUUUUUUUUGUUUUUGAUCAUUUUGGUUUCAAAGCAUCGCACAUGAGUCAUGUUUGUUUAAAAAUUCCUUCCCUGCAUCAAUCCAGCCAAACAUCCACUUGUGAAACUUGUGUAUUGUUUUUCUUCCCUGUUAAGAGGUGAAAUGUUAUCUUCACUUGCUGGAUUUGUGUUCUGAGCAGAAUAUGUCAUAUUCGGGGAUUUGGAGCCUGACUAAGAACACACUGAGGUUUAUCCACUCCUGUGCAAAACAAGUCAUCAUAAUUGGAUCAAAUCACUGAUGUACACAGAUGCACGGAUGUUUCUGGACUUGAUUAGUGCUGGGAUGAAGAAAACAAAAAAAAAAAAGAACUGGCUGUGCCUGAAUAAAGUAAGGGCUACUGCAGCGGACUGUGUGUUUACCUUUACAGGACAAACAUUAGCUUUCCAUCAAAUCAAUUCAGAGUGAAGCAUGAACAUUUAAAUGAAGCUUAAAAAAAAACAGGAUUGGAGAUUAUCCAUUAUUUGUUGUUAUUGGAUGUCUUCUCUGAACCAAACAGGGACUAAUCAAAUCAGAUCUCAGACGCCAAAGAAAAAGAGGUGCCUGAUUCUUCUUCACUUGAGAAAUACAUUACAUCCUUUCUGUCCCCAUGGCUCAGCAGUCCGUCCCCCACCCCCCCCAUCCCCACCACCAAGCUCUUAAGGGACUUCAUCAUUGCAUUAUGCACCAGAGCUACUAGGCCCAUUGGGAGAGCGAAGGAUGCACAUCUGUAAAGACUAACAUGUAUAGACUAAUAUAUUUGGACCACCUACAUAUAUCUGCUAGAUCACAUAUUAGUUGCACAUGUCAACACACUAUUUAUACCAAUACAAAUCUUGUAAUACAAACAUUUAUCUGUACAAUAUAAACUCUCACACAAAGGCUUCCCAAAUGUUUCUCUGUUAGUUCCACCAAAUCUCACACAUUUGACUCACUCAAUCAAAGGUGCACUAGAGAUGUUCACCUUGGGUUACCACAUAACAGUGGAAACAUGAAAAUAAAAAGUGAAAUGCUUUGGGAAGUCUGCGUUGUUACUGAGCUCCACAUGACCUUCAAACUCCUGCCUGCAUGUUGUGACCUCAGAAUGGUUCUCUAUACAAAUGUUGUAUCUACGACAGUGUAAUCAUGUCCUCUUGUGAUGCUUUACUGUACUUUAUACUGUUUAUGAAAUAAAUAAGUAUCUUUAUAUCGAC